AUGGCGGGAAGGGCGCCUCCUGGAGGCGCUUCCAACUACCAUAAUGACCUUCUUCUGGACCUCGAUGAUCAACCGUCGUACGGCGGACAGAGGCCGCCUGUGAACGAUGACGAACUUGCCCACGCCUACGACAACGACUCUCCUACUCGACCCUCGGUAUCCUACGAUGACUUCAUUGGUGGCAGUCAGACAACGCACCCAGGCGUAAAAAACCCGCCGUCGGGCGCAAGCCUCUCAAAUCCCCGACCGCCCUACUUGGCCGAUGCAGACAGACAGUACAGCCAGACUUCGGAUCUGCAUAACUACCAGAGCUACGCAGACGACUUCGACGACUACCCCGAAGAGAGCCAGUCGUACUACCAACAUGGAGGAGCGCUGAACGGAGGAGGAGACCCAAUGGGCCGUGAUAAUGCGCGAAAUCGCAAUAGUGUGCUCGGCUUAGGCGGUGGCUUCUUGGGCAAGGCCAGGAACAUGCUCGGUAUGGGACAAAAAGGCUACUCCGAGAUGGAUCUCCCUCUGACAGAGCCGGGCCGAGGACGACAGGAUUCGACAGUUCAAGAGCCGGCGCAGGCUCAACAGAAUAAGAAGUUCGAGUUGAAGAACUUCAGGUUUGGCUUUGGGAGCGGCAAGCCCGACCCUUCGACUCUUGGACCUCGAAUCAUCCACCUGAACAAUCCUCCCGCGAAUGCCGUCAACAAAUACGUGAACAACCAUGUCUCUACCGCCAAAUAUAACGUUGCCACUUUUCUCCCCAAAUUCCUCAUCGAACAAUUCUCCAAAUUCGCAAACAUUUUCUUCCUGUUCACAGCCGCCUUACAACAAAUUCCUAAUCUCUCGCCAACAAACCGCUAUACUACCAUCGGCCCUCUCAUUAUUGUGCUGCUCAUAUCUGCCGGCAAGGAGCUUGUCGAGGAUUAUAGGAGGAAGCAAGCGGACAGUGCACUCAACAACUCGAAGGCUAGGGUGCUCCGGGGGUCGAGUUUCGAGGAGACGAAAUGGGUCAACGUGGCUGUGGGGGAUAUUGUGCGAGUCGAGUCAGAAGAGCCGUUCCCGGCCGACUUGGGUUUGCUCGCCAGUUCUGAGCCAGAGGGACUGUGUUAUAUCGAGACCGCGAACCUGGACGGCGAGACCAACCUGAAGAUUAAGCAAGGGUUGCCGGAGACAGCCGCGCUGGUCAGCCCGGCGGAACUGAGUAGGCUAGGCGGUAGGGUCCGUUCCGAGCAGCCCAACAGUAGCUUGUACACGUACGAAGCGACAUUGACGAUGCAGGCUGGUGGCGGGGAGAAAGAGUUACCUCUAAAUCCCGAACAGCUACUACUUCGAGGAGCUACCCUAAGAAACACCCCCUGGAUUCAUGGCAUAGUCGUAUUCACCGGCCACGAGACAAAACUGAUGCGCAACGCCACGGCAGCCCCGAUCAAGCGGACCAAGGUCGAGCGCCAACUCAAUAUGCUCGUGCUUGCUCUCGUGGGCAUGCUGCUGGUUCUCAGUGUUAUAUGUACUGUUGGUGAACUUGUUUUCCGAUCAGUACGGGGAAACACGAUACCAUACUUAAGACUCGAUCCUCUUGGUGGUGGUGGUCAAAUCGUCACACUUAUUUUCAAGGACCUCGUCACAUAUUGGGUCUUGUUCUCGGCUCUGGUUCCAAUUUCUCUCUUUGUCACGGUCGAGUUGGUAAAGUACUGGCAUGGCAUUCUGAUCAACGAUGACCUAGAUAUAUACCAUGAUCAAACCGACACACCUGCGAACUGUCGGACUUCGAGUCUGGUCGAAGAGCUGGGCAUGGUCGGCUUCGUAUUUUCGGACAAGACGGGAACUCUGACCUGUAACAUGAUGGAGUUCAAGCAGUGCUCCAUUAGUGGCAUACAAUAUGCCACUGACAUACCCGAAGACCGAAGAGCGACGGUUCAGGAUGGCGUGGAGGUCGGCAUUCACGACUUCAAGAGACUCAGCGAGAACAUCAAGUCUCAUGAGUCUUCCGAGGCCAUCAAACACUUCUUGGCGCUUCUUUCGACUUGCCAUACCGUUAUCCCGGAACGACAGGAGGAGAAAGGUGGCGAGAUCAAAUACCAGGCUGCCUCUCCCGAUGAAGGGGCCCUGGUCGAGGGCGCCAGAGAUAUGGGCUAUAAAUUCGUCGCUCGCAAACCCCGGUCCGUCAUGAUUGAGGUGGAAGGUCGGGAGUACGAGUACACACUUCUAGCUGUGUGUGAGUUCAACUCCACGAGAAAGCGAAUGUCCACCAUAUACCGUUGUCCCGAUGGAAAGGUCCGAUUGUAUUGCAAAGGUGCAGAUACAGUAAUCCUUGAGCGCAUGCAUGAGGAAAAUCCUCACGUCGAGCAAACUCUUCUGCAUCUGGAAGAGUACGCUGCCGAGGGUCUGCGAACUCUGUGUCUAGCGAUGCGCGAGAUACCCGAACAGGAGUUCACGGAAUGGUACGCCAUGUUUGACAAGGCGCAGACCACUGUAGGUGGUAACCGAGCUGAGGAGUUGGACAAAGUGGCCGAGCUCAUCGAACAUGACCUCUAUCUCCUUGGUGCAACUGCUAUCGAAGACCGUCUUCAGGAUGGCGUGCCAGAGACUAUCCACACUCUGCAACAGGCGAAUAUCAAGGUAUGGGUCCUGACCGGAGAUCGACAAGAGACAGCCAUCAACAUUGGUAUGAGCUCCAAGCUUCUCAGCGAAGACAUGAUGCUCCUCAUAAUCAACGAAGAAGAUGCUGUGGCCACCCGCGAUAAUAUACAGAAAAAGUUGGACGCCAUCAGGAACAACGCUGAAGGGACCAUUGAGAUGGAAACCUUGGCCCUCGUCAUUGACGGCAAGUCCCUCACCUAUGCCCUCGAAGCCGACUUGGAGAAGCUCUUCUACGACCUGGCUGUCAUGUGCAAAGCUGUCAUCUGCUGCCGGGUCUCGCCACUACAAAAGGCCUUGGUUGUCAAGAUGGUCAAGAGGCACUCAUCUGAGAUACUCCUCGCUAUUGGAGACGGCGCCAACGACGUGUCCAUGAUCCAAGCUGCCCAUAUCGGAGUUGGUAUCUCUGGUAUGGAGGGUCUUCAGGCUGCUCGAUCGGCAGAUAUUUCAAUUGGUCAAUUCCGAUUUCUUCGUAAACUCACUCUUGUUCACGGAGCGUGGAGUUAUCAGCGUAUCAGCAAGACCAUCCUGUUCUCUUUCUAUAAGAACAUUGCCCUGUAUAUGACACAGUUCUGGUACACCUUUCAAAACGUCUUCUCCGGUGCAAUUAUCUUCGAGUCCUGGACUCUAUCAUUCUACAACGUCUUCUAUACGGUCCUACCACCUCUCGUCUUGGGUAUCCUGGACCAGUUCAUAUCAGCGCGAUUGCUCGAUAGAUAUCCGCAGCUAUACGUCCUGGGGCAACAGAACCAAUUCUUCAAGAUCAGCACGUUCGCUGCCUGGAUUGCCAAUGCUGUUUACCACUCACUUAUUCUAUACAUCUUCUCGGAAUUGAUUUGGUACGGUGACCUCAAGCUUGUCGACGGUACAAUGGCUGGCCACUGGGUCUGGGGUACGGCUCUUUACGCCGCGACCCUUGCUACUGUCCUCGGAAAAGCUGCUCUGGUGACAAGCAACUGGACCAAGUAUCACAUUAUAGCUAUUCCCGGUAGCAUGGCUAUCUGGUACGUCUUCAUCGCCGUCUACGGAAUCGUUGCACCGAAAGUCGGGAUCUCUGAGGAAUAUAACGGGUUGGUACCGAAACUGUUUUCGAACCCGGUCUUCUGGCUUCAGACGAUCGCAUUGCCUCUCCUGUGUCUCCUCCGCGACGUUGCGUGGAAAUAUGCCAAGAGGAUGUAUUAUCCAGAGACAUAUCACCACAUUCAGGAAAUCCAGAAGUACAAUAUCCAGGAUUACCGGCCGAGGAUGGAGCAAUUCCAAAAGGCCAUCAGAAAGAUGCAUCUCGCAUGGGACAAGCUCGCCCUCCUGGCCCUUGCCGUUGGCCAGGACCUGGCGGCUCGACCAGUAAAGGACCCAGUGACGGCGAAAUUUUUGGACAAGGACGACGAGUUCAUUUGGCAGAUAAUAGAGCCACGAUCCGACUUCACCGACCCAAAGUUCCCGCGGUGA
Messenger RNA from Anthostomella pinea, 4077 nucleotides. NCBI's taxonomy places the organism in Eukaryota, Fungi, Ascomycota, Sordariomycetes, Xylariales, Xylariaceae. The record is from the annotation of a GenBank genome assembly.